CCAAGGGGAAACCUUAUACAUUUUCAAGCCAAGCCGUUCGCUUCCCGAAGUCAGGGAUUUCUCAUAGUCAAACCUAGCAUGGUUCGAUAGAGGAACAUACAGCUAGUAUGAAAACCGCUGCCUCUCUGGGGCCCCAGGGCCCUAAUGGGCGCGUCUCCUAUACUAGCCCGUUGAAUCCAUAUUUGUCUACGAGCCUCGGGACUAUGGCCAGUAGCGGGGGACAAUUGUCCAUGUUUUCGGCUCGGCAAGUCUUUCCUGAAAGCAGUCAGCCGGCACGGCUUCCUGCAAUGAUCCAGCCUACCAAAGUGUAUGCCACUGGGCUUGUAAAUGCGAAUGGUGCCUUGGCCUCGACCGCCGCGGCACCGACCUUUAAUGGCAGUGCAAUGCAGCCUCCUGUUUUGGAAAGCACGAGUCCUUCGCAGAGGUCGAACGGACAAUUUGCGACUACUGCUACUACUCCCGCUGCCAGCACUGCAACCACACUACAUGCAUCCAAUGGUACGACUGUACCGCGCGAUCAUCUCAAUGGAUCAACAACGGGCUCAUACUCUUCAAGCCUCUCAUCCGGUGCUAGCCAAUCAACGUCUGACUCGCCGUCCACAACACUGACCGGCGCUCUAUCCUCGGGUUCUGCUUCGAUUUCAACCGAACCCAAGGACCGUCCGCAUCGCAUUCCGGUUCCCAUAAAGUAUCGCCCGCGAUCGUCGAUUCCGCCGAGGAUGCCUGCGGCAGUAUAUGCUCAGCAGUGCGUUGAAGCAGCGUAUGCCUCUCGACUCAAUCCUUACUCCCUACACAAGAAGGAGCAGGAUGCGCUUCAGGACCAUCUGUGUCAUCUUCAAGUCACUGUGUAUCUGAACAUUCGAAAUGGGAUUUUACGCUUGUGGACACGAAACCCAAUGGUGAGCGUUUCCAAAGAGGAAGCACUGGGAUGUACGAAAGACUAUCGCUGGGUGAAUCUUGCCUCAUUCGCUUAUGAAUGGCUCAUCAGGAAUGGAUAUAUCAAUUUUGGCUGUGUGGAGAUUCCCGCCGCCCUGGUAACCCCCAGAAAGGGUCGUCAGAGGGAUGGCCCGGUAAUUGUGGUUAUUGGAGCAGGUGUGGCAGGCUUGAGCUGUGCGCGACAAUUGGAGGGACUAUUUCGCCAUUACCAUGAUGCCGACUCGUCUCCACGGGUGGUUGUCCUGGAAGGGAGGCGAAGGAUUGGCGGUCGUAUUUAUUCGCAUCCGCUACGCAGCCUGCAGUCCUCGAAAUUGGCUCCAGGUCUGGUGCCGAAAGCCGAAAUGGGCGCACAGAUCAUCGUGGGGUUUGAGCAUGGCAAUCCGUUGGAUCAGAUCGUUCGCGGCCAGCUGGCUCUCCCCUAUCAUCUGUUACGUGACAUAUCAACGAUCUAUGAUAUCGAUGGCUCUGCGGUAGACGAAGCCCGAGACGCAACGGCCGAGAUGCUCUACAACGAUGUUCUGGAUCGUUCGGGGUUCUAUCGUCACAAAUCCGUGAUUGUCCCGACGGCGGAAGGUGAGCGAGACUUGAUCGAUAACGGUCGUGACAUCGUGACCAACGAUGGCCUAACCGUCCGGCAAUAUGAAGAGGCCAGGGCUGCCGGUACGAUUGGGCUAUUGUUUCCUGCCAAAAAAAUCCGUAGAGGUGUGGGUCACAAGACAGCAGAAAUCAAACCAGUCGGUGCCCCUUCAGCAAACGCGGACAGUAACGAAGAGAACCCAACCAAGCUCGCUUGUCAGACGAUGGGCUGGAGCCUGAAACCCGGGGUCUCAGAUACUGAAAUGAUUAAUCUAGAUCCCAUAGCCAAGGCCUCCCGGAAUCAAACCCUGGGGGCCGUCUUAGAUGAGGGUGUCCGGCAAUACCAGCACAUGCUGCCGCUGACACCGAAGGAUAUGCGAUUGAUGAACUGGCAUAUGGCCAAUCUAGAAUACGCAAAUGCAGCCAACGUCGGCAAGCUCAGUCUUUCGGGGUGGGACCAGGAUAUGGGCAAUGAGUUCGAAGGGGAGCACUCGCAGGUCAUUGGCGGAUACCAGCAGCUUCCGUAUGGGCUGUGGUCAUUGCCAACCAAGCUUGACUUACAUCCAAACAAAGUCGUUUGCAGGAUCUCUUAUGAUCAGACUGGCCGCGGCAAACAGAAAGCCCACAUCCAGUGUGAAGACGGUGAGAGCUUCAUGGCGGACAAAGUCGUUUUCACAGGAUCCCUGGGUGUUCUCAAGCACCGAAGCAUCCAAUUCUCCCCUCCUCUUCCCGAGUGGAAACUGGGGGCAAUCGACCGGCUAGGUUUCGGGGUCAUGAACAAGGUGAUUCUUGUAUUCGACCAACCCUUCUGGGACACGGAACGUGACAUGUUUGGUCUGUUACGCGAGCCCCAGAACCGCGACAGCAUGAGACAAGAAGACUAUUCCGCCAAUCGAGGUCGGUUCUACCUCUUCUGGAACUGCAUGCGAACGACCGGUCUGCCUGUGCUUAUAGCCCUGAUGGCCGGUGACGCCGCUCACCAAGCCGAAUGCACUCCAGACGCCGAGAUCAUCGCCGAGGUGACCAGCCAGCUCCGCAAUGUUUUCAAGCACGUUGCUGUCCCGGACCCUCUAGAGACGAUCAUCACUCGCUGGGCCAGUGACAAGUUCACUCGCGGAAGCUAUUCCUUCGUCGCCGCCCACUCCCUUCCCGGCGACUACGAUCUCAUGGCCCAGUCGAUCGGCAACCUGCACUUUGCCGGCGAAGCCACCUGUGCCACCCACCCUGCCACCGUGCACGGUGCCUAUCUGUCAGGUCUACGCGCAGCCUCAGAAAUCAUCGACAGCGUUCUCGGGCCUAUCGAAAUCACCACCCCUCUUGUGCCAGAAAAGGGCUCCAAGGUCGUCCCAACGGGUGACUCCCUUCUCGCUCCGUCUCCGUCAACGACAACAACCGCAAACACCGGCCAAAAGCGCAAACAACAGCAUCAUCCUUCAUCCACCACCACCACCACCACCACCUCCUCCAUCCACCCACUCCUCCCCAACCAACAACCCGCUACCACCCCAAACGACCCCAACCCCUCCCCGGAGUCCCUCCACCACGCCGCCUACGACAAGGCGAUGUGGGCCGCCGUCACCGCCGAAAUCGGUGCGCCCGUGCCCCAUCCCGCGCGCGCCGCCCUCAACCCGUUCCUCCUCUACCAGAAGGACGUCUGGGCCCGGUGCCGCGCCCAGUGCGACGCAGCCCGGCGCGCGGCCACCAACGACCCCAGCGCCAAAGCGGGCCGCGACGAGAUCCGCCAGGCGCUGGGCCGGAUGUGGCGCCAGGCCGACCCGGCCGAGAAGCGGCCCUACCUCCAGCAGAUCGAGGUGAACCGGCAGACCAACGCGGCGGUCAUGGAGCAGUGGCGUCGCGAAGCCGCCGAGUGGGAGAAACGCGCCCUGCAGGUUCGGGAGCGGUGGUGUCGGGAGCAUCCGUUUGACGGGUGGGUGGCGGAGCGAGAGUUGGAUCUUCGUUUGGGGGAUGCUGCUGCGGGUGGAAUUUCGAAUGGUACUGGUGGUGGUGGUGCGGCCAGUGUGGUGGUGCGGCCAGUGGUGGUGCGGCCAGUGGUGAUGUGCUUGCAGGGGUAAUGCAGAAUGGCACCGGCAACAACACCAGCAACACCACCACCAGCAGCGUGGCCAACAGCACUCCCGUAUCGUAUGCCGGGAGCUCUCUUACAUCUAUACAAGCUAUUUCCCUUCUGCUCAGCAACAGCGG
This is a messenger RNA of Aspergillus aculeatinus CBS 121060, 3714 nucleotides long. It is a transcript of the gene aof2, whose product is annotated as putative lysine-specific histone demethylase Aof2. Gene Ontology annotation, molecular function: oxidoreductase activity; protein binding. The record is from RefSeq and is a predicted model, not a curated record. The coding region runs from base 108 to 3584 and encodes 1158 amino acids. The transcript has 3 exons. NCBI's taxonomy places the organism in Eukaryota, Fungi, Ascomycota, Eurotiomycetes, Eurotiales, Aspergillaceae.